Molecule: messenger RNA, 9662 nt
Organism: Stegostoma tigrinum
Lineage: Eukaryota; Metazoa; Chordata; Chondrichthyes; Orectolobiformes; Stegostomatidae
Gene: mtcl2
Product: suppressor of glucose, autophagy associated 1
Exons: 14
Coding region: 784-6051 (1755 amino acids)
Biological process (GO): regulation of autophagy
Source: RefSeq, a predicted model, not a curated record
UUUACAGGAAAACCCAGUUACUGUGAAAAUGGGAUUGUGAGCUAUAAGGAUGCAACCUGUGUUUUUGUGUGCAUCUGAUUUCAUCUUAAAAAAUAACUCAUCUUGUCAUUGAUUUCUGGAUUUAAAGAAACAUCAAUACUGGACGAAAAACUGAAAGCAGAAAAAGUUGUGAAUUCACAGCACGCGCAUUGAAACAAGCACAGCAGUGUUCUGGGGAAACAUCCAAAAUCCUGGUUUCAAUUUGCUGCUGGUUUUCGCUUUUAUUCCAGUUUUGCAACACCUGCCUUGGAGAGAAAAGAAGACGCGCAAGGCUGCCUCGAUACUAGUCGGUGAACUGAGAAGAUACAGAGGGAGAAUUGACUGAAAUAGAGAGCACGAUGAAACGCAGCUCACUGGUGAUUCAGUGUCGUCCCUGAGCUCUCAGCGGCAGUUCCAGCCAAAGACGUCUGAUGCAAGGGGGGAGCAAGCUGCCUGCGAGUGGGGGAAGCGUGCGUCACUAGAUCUGGAGCUUUGGGCGGAGGAUGAUGCUGUUUUCCAGCAGCCGAGUGGCGCAUUAAACAGGCGGCGUGUUUUGGUGAAAACACGGAGAUUCUGAAAUAUUUGUGUCUCAGAAAUUGGAAAAGCGAGGCGUUGUGGUGUUUGCUAUUCAGCUCGACCGUUGUUAAAUGAAUUGGAGGAGGGGAGGGCGAUGGGGUGAAUCUUGUGGUGGAGGCAGUGACUGUUGUGUGUUUCUUGUUGCUUUCACAAACAAUUCCGUUCGUCGAAGAUUUGGAUGGGUGAGGGAUGGAGGCGGUGAACCGAGCCCCGGAGAUUCAGCAGCAAGUGGAGAAGAAGCUGCACCGAGCGCCUUCCCCGGCCAGACCCAAAGCGAUCCGGGGCUGGUCGGUGGCUAAAUCCAAAUGUAGCCCGGGCUCCAAGCCGGGGCUGGGGAUCUCCCCGUGCCGCCUCUCCCGGCACAGCCCGACUCUCAAGGACAUCAAACUGGGCAAAAUGCCGGCGACUAAAGCUGCGGCCGUGACGGUGAAGAAGCCGGAGAAAGGAGGAGGCGCCGGGGCCAAAGGCAGCGUCCCCGGUAAGAGGAAGAAGGGCCAGCGGGCGGCCAGCGGAACCGCUCCGGCCCCGGGGAAACGCUUAGCCCCCGCCACCGACUCCAGCUCCAGCUCCAGCUCCAGCUCCGAGCUCUCCGACUGCCCGUCCGAGCAACUCUCCGGCAUCCUGUCUCCCGGGGCUAGCGAGCCCCGGGACGGCUGCCCUACUCCCCCCGACCAGGGGACGUGGGCCGGCCAGGGCCAGCGGGAGGAAGACGGCGGCUCCUCGGCCAGCGGCCAGUCGGACAGAGCGUCCGGACCCAAAUCGCCGUCAAUGGAGAGCCGGCUUCAUAUCAGCAACUCGCUGGCCUUUUCCGAUUUCAGCGAAGAAUUCGUUGACAGCAUCCAGGAGGAAUUCCUGAAAGAAAUAGAGGAGCUUCGGUCUGAGAACGAUUAUCUGAAGGAUGAAAUUGAGGAGCUUCGAGCUGAAAUGCUAGAAAUGAGGGAUAUCUAUUUGGAAGAAGAUGUUUACCAGCUGCAGGAACUUCGUCAAGAACUAGACAGAGCAAAUAAGACUUGCCGCAUCCUUCAGUAUCGCCUGCGAAAGGCUGAACGACGAAGCCUGCGGGUAGCUCAGACUGGUCAAGUUGAUGGAGAGCUAAUUCGAAGUUUGGAGCAAGAUGUGAAGGUUUCAAAAGAUGUGUCUGUAAGGCUUCACAAUGAACUUGAAGCUGUAGAGAAGAAGAGAAUAAAGUUAGAAGAUGAAAACGAAGAUCUUCGACAGAAGCUCAUUGAAAUGGACGUUUCCAAACAGGUGUUACAAAAUGAAGUGGACAAAAUGAAAGAGAGCUCCCUGAAGAAAAGAGGUAGCCGCGUUGCUACUAAACCGGAAAAGAAGCCCAUUCUGCAGGAGGAUAGUGCUGAUCUGAAAUGCCAGCUCCAUUUUGCCAAAGAAGAAGCUGCUGUGAUGUGCAAAAAGCUGACCAAGUUAGUAAAAGAGAAUGAAAACAUGCGCGAGGAACUGGUGAAAUACAGCUCACUUUACGGUGAUUUGGACAAUGCAGUGUCUGUUGGUGACAUUGGAGAAUCUCCUCAUGUUAGAGAAGCUGAGCUAAAAUUGCAUCUAAAGCUGGUUGAGGAAGAAGCCAACAUUUUGAGCAGGAGAACAGUUGAGCUGGAGGUUGAAAACCGUGGAUUGAAAGCUGAAAUGGAUGACUUAAAAGGUCACGGUGAGAAGGACUCCUCAAACCAGGAUAUCAGACUGGGAAUUUCUAGCACGAGCUAUGGUGAGUUUGGGGAGAAUGUUGGGGAGCUCAGGCGUCACCUUCAGUUUGUGGAAGAGGAGGCAGAGCUUCUGAGGCGAUCCUUAAUUGAGAUGGAGGACCAAAAUAAGCAUCUCAUGAAUGAACUGAAUAGGUACAAAUCUGAAUCCAAUCAGGAAUCAUCAUGGUCAGAUAGUUGUCCCUCAUUAACCGAACCUUCCCAGGAAGAGCUAAUGACAGCAAGACUCCAAAUCAAUGACCUCAAUGGGAAAGUCAAGAAGCUGGAAUAUGAGAAUCGUGUGCUUGUUUCAAACCUUCAGCGUUAUGACUUGGCUUCGUACCACUGUCAGAAAUGUUCCCUAGAGCUUGAUGCUGACUUUAGUGACUCCGCAGAGAUCGCCUCAUCCCAGCCGAGGAGAGAAGUCCCAGUUGGAGGAGAGAAUGAUUCAAGGGAAACCCAAGAGAGAACCUCUGGCAGUGGGAGCAGCAGGAUUGCUGAUCAUGAUGAUGUCACUGCAAAGUUAUUGGGAAGAAAAGACCUGGAGAUUCUGUUCAGCAUUAAAGACCAAGCCGAACUUGUUCGUGAAGUCAUUGAUCUCUUAAUUUCAGACACAAGUGGCUUAAAUUCUGAUGUCAAGCCUUGUUCAACUAUUGAUUUGCAGAAUCAGUCCGUCAGUGAAAGUAAUGAUGAAGCUGCUGAUGCCAAUGAUCCUAAACUAAUGAGCAGCAUUAAUUCAAGGCUUCUUGGCUUAAAGGCCGAGUUAGCAUCUGUUACUGAGAAAAUUGAUUGUCUUGGUGAAGCAAUCAGGGAAGAAAGCAGAAGUUUGUCCCCUUUACCCCAUCUAACAGAGUCCGCAAGCUUUCUAUCCACUAUGACAACAAUGUCUCAGGACUUGCCCAUGGAUUCUGUAGGAAAAGAAUUUACAGCAGAUUUAAAGCAGCCUGACUUUAGGGAUCAAGUGGACUGGGAGCAAGAUGUUAGCCAUACCCUGGAGAUCUGUGUAACCAAUUCUGACACCAAGGAGUACCGAGAAAAUGCCAAGGAUUAUACUGCGAAGGAUUAUAACAUCUUCAGCCGUGAGGAAAGUGACUCCUAUGCUACAGAGGUCAAGGAACUACAACUUGAUUUAUCUGAAGCCAAGGAGACUAUCCGAGGACUGCAAGAACAACUUGUUCAGGAAAGAGAGCUUCGAAAUGAAGAGGCAAUGAGAUUUCAACAGAAAAUGUCACAGCUUAAAGAGGAGCAACAAAAGGCUCUUGUACGAAGAGAUUUUGAGCUGCAAAGCCUGAAUUUGCAAACCAGACUUGAGCAGAAAUUCUGGAGUCAAGAAAAAAAUCUGUUUGUGAAGGAAGUAGAUCAAUUCAAGCAAAACCUCUUCCUUCUCUACAUGAAACUGAAAUGGUUCCUGAAGCACUGGAAAUGUGGCAAGAAGAUGGACAAUGAUGGUGAUGAUUUACUAGAGGUGCAGUGUUCAACAUUUUUAAGAGAGCUGAUAAUCUCAUCAACUGUUGUCUAUGUUAACAGUGUGAAAGAUCUAUAUUUGCUCAUUGAAGAAGAGGAGCUGACCCCUUGCCAAGUGGACAAUAAGACUGUGAAAACAGAUGACCAAUCUCGGAAAUCCUUUGAGGAGGCUCUGACUGUUCCGAUGGAGAAAUCUCUUCCCACAUUGUGUCCAAAGCAGUCAAAUGAAUAUAGUCGCGUUGUGGGAGAUAUUAAAAUGAUUUUAAAGGACCUUUGCACAGAACUAAAAGAGGAAAGAAGGCGAACAAAUGAUCUUCAACACCAGUUUGCAAAUGCCAAGUCAGCUUGGGAGAUAGAAAAAGUGGAGCUCAAAAGUCGUAUUGCUCAACUGGAAGGUAGGGCUUGCAAAAUGACAUCCGAGAAAACUCCUGGUGAUAUGAAGACUGCUUUGAAAUGGGAGAGAGAGGAACAUCAGCAACUCCUCGCAGAGUCAUACAGUGCAGUUAUGGAUCUAACACAGCAACUUCAAAUCAGUGAAAAGAACUGGAGUCAAGAGAAAUUAGAGUUGCUGGACAGAUUUAACAAUGAGCGGAGCCACAGUGAACAGCGUCUGAAGGAAAUGCAGCAGAAGAUCAAUCAGAUGCUACAGCACAGAAACAAUGAAAAGGAAACUUCAGACGAAUUAGAGGCUAAAGGAACUAAUUUGCAACGGGCCAAAUCAGUUUCUUCCAUGUCUGAGUUUGAGAGCUUGUUGGACUCAUCUCCGUAUUUACCUCCACCCUCUACAUCCCUGCCAAAGGGUUUAAACAAUCUUGAGGAGCUGAACAAGAAAAACUGGAAACACAAGAAUGCUAAUGGUGAAUUAUUACAUGAAAAAUCAGAAAAUGCAGUAAUUAACCAGUCAGAUGUGGAGAUGCCUGCAAUUUCAUCUUGGGAUUUCACUAUGACAGGAAAUCUAGUUAACCGACACCUCAACACAAAACAAAUACAAAGGAGUUACACAGCACCAGAUAGAACUGGCAUUCGCAUUUAUUACAGUCCACCAGUAGUGCGCAGGAUGGAUGGCUCUUUGGUUCAGAACAAUGAGGGAAAAAUUAUGAUUGAACCAGGUUUUCUGUUUACCAUGGCAAAACCCAAACAAACUGGAGACAUGGAGCUCCAUCCAGAGAAGUUGCACAAUAAGUGGUUUAAUAACUUUUCCAAGCAUCGGGAUCUGUUGGAAAGUGGUACUGGAGAACAUCCUGCUUCUGCUACUGCUGCUGCUACUGGGUUUUCCUCUGCGCUGCAUGAUCUGCAGAUAUCGGGUAAUAUGAGCGAUGACAUGAAGGAGGCAGCCAACUGUGCCAGAAAUGUUAUUUGUACAAGCUCAAUGGAAAGGAAAGUUAAUGCAGCGAGCCAGACUGUUGCAGUUAUCAGUGUGGGCACUCAAACCACCCGAAGUAUUAGUGUUGGGCUGCAGACUGAGAGUCCAAGAUCAAUCUCUAGUAGCUUACACCGGUCAUGGGCAUCCAGAGGGUCCUUACUGAUGCCAACCCAGAGUUCCCGGAGCAAACAACUCUCUUCAUCAUUGGAAAAGGUGCCGUCUAAGUUUGAACGUCCUUGUUGUUCACCCAAGUAUGGUUCACCAAAGUUGCAGAGAAGAAGCUCAUCAAAAAUUGAUCACACAAGAGAACGAAGUCCAUGGGCUAUGUCUCAUAGAGGACAAAAUGAGUCAGCCUGGGCUAGGUCAACUACUACAAGGGAUAGCCCAGUGCUCAGCUCAAUCAAUGAUGGACUGUCCAGUUUGUUCAAUGUUGUUGAGCACACAUCUGGAAGUGUCGACUCCAUCUGGAAAUCAAGCCAACAUGAGACGAAAACAAAAGGUGAUACAUCAAGAUAUGGGAUUGUUCAGGAGUUUUUCAGAAAUGUGUGUGGCAGAUCCCAGAGUCCAACAAACGGAGCUGACAAGCCAAUAAAAGAUCCAGUCACUGAAGAAAGUGUCCGAAAAACAGAUGUGACAGCUCCUCCGGGCCAUUCGCAGGUAGACAGUGUUUCCCGAAUUAUAAAUAAAAGACUUCCCAAGCAACCAAACAAGGAGGACCAAAAACCAACAUCCUAUCCAGCACAGGGAGCGAAAGAUCCAGACACACGGGAUACAUGUGGAGCAUCUGGUCUACUUGAGGAAACAUCGUGUGAUUGUGCAUCUCAAUCACUCACCUCCUGCUUUCCAUCCAGAUCGUCGGUUCGCCAUUCGUUAUCACAGUGUAAAUCACGAUCUUUGCCUUCAGAGCCUAGCAUGGCUGACGAAAAAUCAGGCUGAAUUGUGAACUCUGCCAUGUACUGGGGCAAGAAAACAGCUUUAUGUGGCUAAAAUAAUCUCUGCAACUUCUGCUUUCUCUGAGAGCAUAAGUGAAAUUUUCAGAGACAUUAAAAUAAAGUUCAGGUUUUAUUGUCAUGAUCACUGUAGAUUGAAAAGUGAAAAACUGUAGAGGCAAAGCAGACUGUUGAAUGAUCUUUAUCAAGAAAAUCUGAUAAAUUAUAAUGUGUAGGUGCUGGAUCAUUUCUGUAACAGCUGUACAUAGAUAUUCAUACAGCAGGAGUGUUAGGCUAGAUUAUCAUAGAUAACAGUCUCUACUUUAGUUAACAUCCAUCUCUAUGCUGUUCUCUUCUGGCUUUCAUUUGUGAUCUGUGUAUGUAUCUGAGUCAAAUGAGAUGGAUAAGACUUCAUCGCUAUCGUCAUACUCCACAGACACCUUUAAGCUGGAAUAAAUAUUUGUAGCACAUGUUUCAAAUUGCACAUUAGGAAACUCAAAGAUAUCCCACACACAAAUCACAUAAAAUUUAGUUAUGUCUUGCCAUUAAGCUAGAAAUAUCCUGUGGCAUUGCUGUAAAUAUAUCAGUAUGGAAGAUGAAAUUGGACUUGAAUGGAGAAGCUAUAUGGGUGGUAUUACAUCAUUCACCUGCUGCUGUGCUUGUUAUUCCAUCGUAUUGAAGUCAAUAGGUCGAAAUGUUUGGUGAUGAAUAUAUCUGGUGGCUAAUUUGAUACCAGUCAUUUGUACCACUGCUCACGGCAGAUUUCUAACUCGCGCUGGAAAGAGACUUGUAGGCAAUGGUCCUGUAAAUUUGUUUCCACUAUAUACAGCCUGGUCAGUGAAUACUUGGCACUAUUCAUUUUCUUUGAGCAGCAUUGCACUCUCAUAUGGUGUCUUUAAGGAAAUACUUAGAAGUAGUCUGUGUAGUGCUUUGAGUUGUUCUGCAACUGUGCAUAGCUUAUCUGGAGCACUGCUUACAAGUUAAUUAAAUAAUGUGAUCAUAUCUGAGUUGGUUGCUUUGCAAGUUUGAAGUACUUCUCAGUUGCAGGCUGCAGGCCGUAGAUUAGCUUUCUGUCUCAUUUUGGAAUUGUUUUUCGUCUGUAACUAAAGUAUUUUUUUCUAGAUAAUAAAAUUGAAUUGGGAGUAAAAUAAAUUCCCACAUUACUUCGACCUAAGAGCUUAGGGCACAAAUAGGACCAAUUGUGCAUUAUUCUGCCUGAUGAUAAACUCAACAGCAAACAAUAUCUUUCAAAGGAAUACUGUUAAACUGGAAAAAGGAAAAAUUAAUGUUCCAGCUAUAAUAAGAAUGAAACAGUCAGCUGUGUGCUACAAAACAGGACCACCUCUUGAAACUAAAUUCAUUUAAGGAAACCAAAUGAACUUCAUUUUUAUUAUUUAGAAUGUUUGAACUAUUUUGUGUUAUUGCUUUGUGACAUACUGUACAUUGUGGGUUCCAUGUAUCAAAUGAACUGUUUUGUAGGUUGUGCAAUAAUCAGUCAUUGAUGGCAUUAAAGUUCUUGAAGGGGAAGGAUAACCAGUGAUGUCUACAGCCUUGAAAUCUGACAGCACAACAUCACUUCACAGGCAUUUAAAACCCCAGAGUCCACAGUUUCGCAGGCAAGAAGCAAGUAGUCAGAACCAGAACCUGCUGCUGACAUAUUGGUGAUGGCAAAAAAAAGGCACCAAGGAUCCCUGCCUGAAGCAAGUGUUUCAUAUUUACAUGUUCUUGUAAUAGGUCUCAUACCAGAUUGAGGUCCCCUCUGCAGUGUUACAAAGUACUGGCUGUGUUUGGGAUAGAUUCAGGAAAUCUGGGUCCAUGUUCAGCUUGACAGUUGGACCUUACUUAUCAGCCGCAAGUCACGUCCAAAAAGCUAAUUGCUUCAGAUGACUUGAAUGGAUAUGUGGAGCUGGGGGGGGAGGAGUAGGUGUACUUUCCCUGUAGCCUACAUUAAAACCAUGCAGGCCACUGCUCCAGAUUCUCUUUGCUGAUGACCUGUCUGAGAAUGUCUGUCAGGUGUUCACAGCUGAUCAUUUUAAUGACUUUGAGGUGUGAGGUUCAUUUCAGGAGCCUCCUCUGGGAGUGGAGAUUCUUCAGAUUUUAUCCAGGACUUCCAGGUCACAUACCUACCCUUUUGUUUUUGUUUCUCUCUUGUAUUACCCUUAAUUUUCUUUUAAAAGAUCUAAUUGAGUGAAAUGGUUGCAUAAUUAGACUGUUUAGGGCACCAAAUUUCAGCAUUGUUACAUUAGGAGAAAGAUUGUACCUGCAAAAUGCUGAAAAAACAAAAUGAAAGCGUAAAGACAUUUAGUGUCAGCUGACCUCCCACAAAAUGCAGUGCAAGGAUUUCCUCAGCUUCCCAAAUGGGCUUGCUGUAGGCCUUGUCCCACUAUAGUCAUUGAAAUGAGGCAGGAGCAAGGAAAUGUUUUGCUGAUUGUGUUUAUGCUAGGCACCACAGAUUUUCAAAUGCAACCAAUCCAUUUCUCAUUUGCAAAGCCAACUUUUGCAUUUGAUUAUCUGUGUGGAGAGUCCCAUUAGACUCCAAGGGCUCAACUGAUGCAGUGGCUGGUUUAACAAAUGGGCCGUGAAGCAUUCACAGACAUUCAUUCUUAAAACUGCCUGAAGGCAUUUUCAUCUUUCGUUUUUGUGAGGCCAAGUUCUCCUUUCAUCAUAAAAACCCUUCAGAGUGCUGCCAAAUCAGCUGCAACACACCCUGCCCACUGCCUUCCCACCACUUACACCUCCAUUACUUCAUUCCUCUUACUCCUGACCACUAGUUUUUUACUAGAUGUUAAUAACACCUCCUAGUCCCACCUCUGACAGCAGCACCAAACUGGAGCCACUGGAUUCACAGCCCAUUCUACAUGACACUCCAUAUUUACUUCCACUAAGUUGAGAAGCACUGAAUACUGCAUUAGGCAUUGUAUUUUUACCAAUCUAAAACUGCCUGUUUUGCACCGUCACCCAAGAUUAAUUUGUAGUCCUAAAUCUUUGCAGUAGUGAUGGAUUGGGUGUCCAGUUGAAUUUAGCAGCCUGGGGAAGUGAAUUUAUCCAUCUGCUGUGGAACCUGUACAAUAUGCAGAUCUGUUCCAUCAGAUUACUGUUCAGUUGAAUGUUAUCCCAUUUUAUUUAUUGGUUAUAUUUGUCCUGUCCUAUCUCCUCCCCUCCUCAGUAUCCAAAUGACCCACUAUCACCAUCUGUUAGAGAGACCAGAGUCUGUCCAUUCUCUGCUUCUGAUUUCCUUUCCUAAAUUAUCUACCAGUCUUCCUUUCUGCACUCGUCCCCACAACCAUUUCCCCUCCUCUUUCUGUCCACCAUUUUCCCUCUGUCAACUUUGUCUUUCCUGUGAUAUCACUGUCUGCCUUUUCACCUGGCUUCUGACCCUGUUCUUUUCUGUCUUCAGCUAUAUUCCUCUUUCCUGGUUUUUAAAAUCUUUGCCCUUCAUUACUCCCAUCCACUCCAGCUUCUCCUGGUUACUGUCUCCCAACUGUUUCUCUUCCGCAGAGCAUCAACCUCUGUACAAGUCUCACUUGCCUUCCUGGUCUGUGAUCCUGUUGUUCUCCUUUUCCAUUUUCCUCCCAACCUGUAUUUUUUCCUUGAACACAGCAGGCCAAGCAGCAUCUC